This is a messenger RNA of Engraulis encrasicolus (European anchovy), 5225 nucleotides long. It is a transcript of the gene itgbl1, whose product is annotated as integrin, beta-like 1. Gene Ontology annotation, cellular component: integrin complex; focal adhesion; cell surface. Gene Ontology annotation, molecular function: integrin binding. The transcript has 11 exons. Bases 7 to 1590 code for a protein of 527 amino acids. Gene Ontology annotation, biological process: integrin-mediated signaling pathway; cell-matrix adhesion; cell adhesion mediated by integrin. The record is from RefSeq and is a predicted model, not a curated record. Lineage: Eukaryota; Metazoa; Chordata; Actinopteri; Clupeiformes; Engraulidae.
GUCACCAUGAAACAUUUCCAAUGCACCAAAAAACAAAACUGUGACACGAAUAGGGACGUACCUCGUCCACACCGCAAAUACAUUUUCCACAAAUUUGCCAAGACGCAUGUCCAUGCGCAAAAACGAAGCGAACAGGUAAUAAAUGAAAAGGCCUGGGUAACUACCUAUCGCUCACUUCCUGGAGGACACCCAGUCCGAAUCAAACACACAGCUCUCAUUCGGCAGGUGGGAGAGGAGUGCAGGCUCUCGUCGGACGCCUCAGAGAGACGCUGCAGGACCCCAGAUGGCCUGAUCUGCAGCGGGAGAGGCGAGUGCGUCUGCGGGGUCUGCAUAUGUGAAGCCACUGACCCGGAGAAGUUCUACGGGCCGCGCUGCGAGUGCCACGAUUGGGUCUGCGCAACAUAUGAUGGCAAGACAUGCUCUGGUCAUGGCUCCUGUGACUGUGGCAAGUGUGAGUGCGAUGACGACUGGUUCGGAGAGGCCUGCCAGUACCAGGACCAGUGCAGUCUUUCCAACAAGAAGAGCAGAGAGCUGUGCAGAAACUCACAAGGGGUGGUGUGCUCCAACGCAGGCUCCUGCCACUGUGGCAGCUGCGUGUGCCACGACCCCGAUGGCAAGGGCCUGACCAGCGGCCGCUACUGCCAGUGCGACGACAGCCAGUGCCUGGACGAUGACACGGGAGAGCUGUGUGGAGGGCAUGGAACGUGUUACUGUGGCAACUGUUACUGUGCGGCUGGUUGGCAUGGUGACAGAUGUGAGCUCCAGUGCCACAUCAGCCCCUGGGAGAGCAAGCGCAGAUGCACAUCACCAGACGGCAAGAUCUGCAGCAACAGAGGUACCUGUGUGUGUGGAGAGUGCACCUGCUAUGACGUGGACCCUUCAGGGGACUGGGGGGACAUCCACGGGGAGACAUGCGAGUGUGACGAGAGGAGUUGCCAUGCCGUCUAUGACAGAUACUCCGAUGACUUCUGCUCAGGUCAUGGCACGUGCAACUGUGGCCGCUGCGACUGCCGCGAGGGCUGGACGGGAAAGAAGUGCGAGCACCCCCUCUCCUGCUCGCUCUCCGCCGACGCUAGCCUGCGCAAGUGCAGAGGGACCUCCAACCUGCCCUGCUUUGGGAGAGGGCAGUGCCUCUGUGGUCAGUGUACCUGCCAACCUCCAGGAGACAGUCGAGUUCAUGGGAAGAACUGUGAGUGUGAUGACCGGCAGUGCGAGGACGUGAAUGGAGAGAUGUGUGGAGGUGAGGGCUUCUGCUCGUGCGGGCGCUGCAUAUGUAACAAUGGCUGGUUCGGCAAGCACUGCCAGUUCCCCCGCACCUGCCUGAUGAGCGACGAGGAGAGCAAGACCCUGUGUGAGACGGACGAUGGAGUCUACUGCUCGGGGAAAGGGUCCUGCCACUGUGGAAGGUGCAUCUGUUCUCCUCAGGAGUGGUACGUGUCGGGGGAGUUUUGUGAAUGCGACGACAGGGAAUGUGAUCAGCACGAUGGAUUAGUCUGCACAGGAAAUGGUGUGUGCAACUGCGGGAGCUGCGACUGUUGGGAUGGCUGGACUGGAAAUGCUUGCGAGAUCUGGGUUGGGGAGGAAUACUAGCCAAAGCAGCACCACCACGGGACACUUUUUAAAAAGAAAAUAUAUAAAAAAGACGUUUUAUGUUUGUCUUUUCCUUUCUUUUUAUGUUUUCACUUGAAGACAGAGAUCGGCUGCUGGAACAACUGAAGUCAGAAGAUAGGGUGUGUUUGUGGUUUGGUUGUAGAAGCAGAGAGAGACCAAAAAGCACUCGAAAGGACUGGGAUAUAAUGCUUCAUUCAGAUUUCAGCAUAUCACUUUUAUAACAGCAUUCAUUGUACUGGUUACAAAUUAUCUUUAUUAAAACUAUGAUUUUUGUUUUGUUUUUGUAUGCAAGAAAAACAACUGAGUGCAGAGAGCAGUUUUUCGUUGUAGACACAUUACUUUGUAAUCCUGUAUAUGCUUUUUUUCCAAUACGACUAAUAUGUAUGAAACUGUUUAUAUAGGAAUGCUUACAUAGUCUGGAACAGAAAAGAAACAAAAAAGAAAGCUACACAUAAAAGGAUGCAAAUACAUGAACAGAAAUCAAAACAAUGAAAGAAAAAAAAACCACAUUUUAUUCUGUAGGGUUACGGAGUUUGUCAUUUAUGUGCAGUGGUCAUGUUUCUCCAUGUGGAUGUCCCAACAAGCUGAUGCGCAAGUUCUAAAAGCUUCCUGAAGGUUACACUCAGACCUGUUCCCCUGCAACCACAGGCGGGGAAUGCCAACAUCUGAGCUGGUUUUAUUAUUUUCACUCUACAUUUCCAAUUUGAAUAAUAAUAAUAAUAAUCAUAUUGAUAAUAAUAAUAUAAUAAUAAUAAUAACCAUCAAAUGUGGUGCAUGGCCGUAAGACAACAAACCAAAACAAACAAUCAGUAAAAAAUGAAAGAAACUUAAUGAACCCCAAGCAAACCAUUUUACUUGUGAACAAUGCAGUGUUAAUCAUUCAGACGGUGAAUCUUAAUCAGUAGAAAAUAUUCAAUGAGAACCAACUGACCUGAGGAGUGGUCACUGAAACAAUUUGACAUGUAUUGCCCAUCCCCAUCUCCAUCCCCACUCCUUACUGCCACUAGCCAUACAGAUGCCUCACUUUGACCUCAUGGCAAGAACAUCUGGGAUGCAACAUGGGGUGUGUAUUUCAGUCAGUGAAUGGCAUGCACUUCACAUCAGUUGAGGAAAAUAGCUAGAUUAACUGCAUUGUGAUUUUUAGCAGCAGUGCCAAAAAGUCUCUCUCUCUCUCUCUCUCUCUCUCUCUCUCUCUCUCUCUCUCUCUCUCUCUCUCAAUCCUGCAAACAAUAACUACAAACAGGACGGGCAUAGAACGUGAAAAGAUUCUGAAUGAAAGUUUUACUUUGGCCUUAUUCAUGCUUCCUGUUACGUAAUUAGCCAAUGUAACCCCUUGUUGAAUCCUCAUCCGAUGGCUUGUGCAAUAAUAUACUGCACGCAAUAUUGCAUUAAGUUUGUUACUGACAUUACAGUACACCUUUAUAUAAAUGUUUUAUUCAAUACGUUGUAUCUGUUUAUACAACAAACACAAUCUGUACAGUGCAGACAAACUCUUUGCAUAUAUGUAUGUAAAAUGAGCAGUACAUACCCACAGUUCUUGAUACACAUAGCCUACCACAUGCAGUUCUCGAAAGCUGGCCCCUUCCCAUGCAACUCAUGAAAACAGAGAAACAGAAGGCCUGAAAAUAAACGAAACAAAUCUACUGAUCGACAGACUUUUUCGAGCUAUGAGAUAAAACAAACAGCAUACAGUAAGAGAGGCAGGGAUGACAAAAAAAAGAAAAGAAAUCCAUCAGAAACUAUAGCAGAACUUGUUCAGUGGUAGAUCUGGAACAGGACUACAAACACAGACGAUCAACAUGGGGGAGAACAGACAAAACCUUCAGCUACAGGAGGUAUAUAACGACUCAAAGAAGGAAAAAAAAAACAGAACAAAACAACAAGGAUGAAACAUUUGCACACCAGUCAUUUACAAAAAUAAAUUUAACCUUCAUAAAAACCAGUAGUCUGGUAAAGCAGGGCUGGUAUUAGCCCAGCAUUUAGAGUUCUUGUCAAAAUGGUUACAGUUGUUGGUUUUCCUUCUAAGUGGAAGUGGGAUGUCAGCCCAAAAUAGAAUCAAAAUAUCAAGCUUGUUUUUUGUUGUUUUUUUCUUUCUCUUUGUGUAUAGAACUGCCUUAUUAUCAUAGCAUAAAAGGAGCUUGUGUACUGUCAAAUGUUUAAAGUCUAACUAAUGUGCUUUAACAAGUCCCUAAUAAGAAACUAGCUCAUUAAUUCCAAUAAAUUCCAGAAAUUAUAGGUUGUCAAAAUUAAUUUUCAAUAAUAUAUUUUCGCAAUUUAGCAGCAUAGCCUCAUUCUACAUAAUAACAUUCUAAAUCUUACUCAUUAAAACUAUGAGAAAUUGUCAAAGCAAGACAGGCUUCCUACUAAAUCUGUGGAUCAGAGUCAGAAAAGAUAGUUGAUAAACUGCUUAGAUCAAUGAGCACACAAUGAGACUCCAAAACAGAAAGAGUGCAAUGAGUCCGAUUCAUAGUAGUUAAGUCGUAAUGAUAGAAACUUGCAUGAACAUGCCAAAUUCAAUGCUUGACCUAUGUAACUCGCCACUAAUAUUUGUUUCUAUAUCGUUAUUUCCCCAUACUUUGGUCCUCGAGGGAAGAGCAUGCAAGUUCAAUAACUAUAGGUACCCUUUCUUGGUCUAAAAAACAUGGCGCUAUGACUAAGUGACAUCAAUCAGACCUUGCGGCAUUUGGUAUAGAGAAGGGCAGAGAAUUCACCCUUCUGCCAGGGUAAACUACAACAGUCAUAAUGAGUGAAGACAACAGGUUUGUGGGAAACAAAUAGAAAAGAUGGUUGGAUAGAGCGAGUGUUAGUGGUUGUCACCUUUACUACUGUCCUUAACCCGAAAUCCAAAAAAAAUCACUGGCUCUAGAGAUAAGAGACUUUGGUAAAUUUCUCAACUGUGGUUCUAAACACCAACCCCAUACCACCACUUAGCUACCUUCAUCCCUGAACAGAAACGAAACAAAAAGAAAAAAAAUGUGAAUGGAGUGGUCCUGGUUUUAUGGUUGUUGCCAUGAUGUUGUGCAGUAAUGAUAACGGCAAUGCUAACGUCUAAUGAUGAUGAUUGAUGAUGCUACUGUCUGUGUUCUCAUUAGGGGGGGUUUCAGGAUUUCAAUGAGGCACCUCCACCCCCAGACACCGGCUCACUCAGUAAACGGAUCCGGCGCCGAGCUGGCCCCAGUUUGGGGCCCGGAUCCUGUAUUAACCAGAGUCGGCCACUGUCUGGGUGUAACCCAGCCCCCGACUUGACUGGGCACACGUUUUUGCAUGCUGGGUUUCGAGGCUUCGCACAGGCACAUGAUGGGCCAAUAUGAGUAGUAUUGGACUCUCUCUGCAUGCUGAGCUGAGAAGAAAAAAAACUUUCGUAACAUCUCGUAAUAUCUGCUUGUUAAAAAUCCAUUUUUGUUUCAUAUAUUUUUUAAAUAACUCUUUUUUUGAUAUUCAAUCUUAUAUAGAUUUUUUUAAAACCAUUUUUUAUUAGUUUUUUUAUAUAGUGAAAACAUUAUAGUAUAUAACAAGCCACCUCUUGCAGUGCUGCUACAAGAGAAUCAGCCAGUACUUAACCUUUCGCCCAUGCUUCUGCUCAACAAAUAUGGGAGGAGGAUGAAAGCCAACUU